AUGGCGGACCAUGACCUUGUUCUUAUUUUCGUCCAGUCUCUCAACAAGUAUUGGGAUGUUCUCAGGCACACAACGCAAAACCAGAAAAAAAAGGGUUUGGCCUCAGGUUCAAGGAUAGGGAAUAUCCUCCGCGACGGAUGGAUGCAUGGCUGGCGUUGGGAGAUAUGGUUAGUUUUUUGCAUGGGCGGCCAGACAGGCAGGAAUCCAAUCCACGCACAGAUGGAUGUGUUGGUUGAGCUGCUCACAAUGUGCCCACAGAUCGGCAUGAUCGAGAACGAACAGAAAGAAGACCGGGACACCCACUGGUAUAUAGAUGGUCAAUGUGAAGAACGUUUCCAAAUUUCUACAACCCUCACGCUCGCGCUUGCGCAACAUGUUUCUCCCCACCCAUCCACACUCACCUUACUCAACGCUCUUCACAAUCGCAAACACGCAACUCGCGCACGCACUUCUCAGCGGCUAUGGCACGCGUUUGGUGACUCGUUCUUUUCGGUUAGUUCGCCGGCUUCCGAAAUCUUGUUGCGGUUCUUGGGACGUCGAGUAAAGGUCUGUCCCUGUUGGCUUAUAAGUUUUCGUUGCCUUUGCCUAACUUGGAGGGGGAACCAGAUCUUGAACAAGGGCAAUCUGGUGUGGUGGCAGUCGGCGGACGAUUCAAGGUAA
Molecule: messenger RNA, 660 nt
Organism: Colletotrichum tamarilloi
Lineage: Eukaryota; Fungi; Ascomycota; Sordariomycetes; Glomerellales; Glomerellaceae
Exons: 1
Coding region: 1-660 (219 amino acids)
Source: RefSeq, a predicted model, not a curated record